AGUGUACUCUAAACCGUGCUGUGAUUUAAAUCAAAUAAAAUAGACUUUAAAUAUAUUAAUAUCUAGUUUUUUUUAAAAGAAGUGUCUUAAAAUGUGGUUAUCAGUGCAUGUUUUAGUUUAUUGUUUAAUUUAUUGUGAAUUAACUAAUUGUUUUAAAUUAUUUGGUCGGAAAUGGUUUGAUAAUCACGACCAUGCAGACGAAAAUGAUCAUACUCGUAUGCCAGAAAGUUUUGGUAUUAGACGUCAUCAAGGUGAACAAAGUGAAAUAAACAUUUCAAUGCCAUCUAAAGUGUGUUCUCACUCUAAUAGUAAUAAACAGAUUCCUAUGAGUUUACUACGAGAAAUAAAUGGGGUAGCCAGUUUGGAUGAUUUUGUGGAUCGUUAUGUGGACGGAGCCACAGAUUCAAUAAGUUUAACAAGUAGAUUUGGCGAAAGCGAAGAAAGAUCUGGAAGUCAAAUGCUAUUGCAUGCUGGCUGUUCACCAGAAUUCGUCACAGUUCCAAUAGAAGUGGAUGGUUUAGAUUCCAACACAAUUAUACAUCCGUCUUGUGUACGAGUUAAACGUUGUGGUGGAUGUUGUGAUGCCGUAUCAGAUUGUCAACCAACGAGUACCGGCAAAGAAAUGGUGUCAGCAAUUAUAAAAGUUUUUACAUAUAAUCAUGAUACAAAUAAAUUUGGAUUUGUACGAAAUGAAAUUGUCCCAUUGGAAACGCAUACCGAGUGUGAAUGUGGAUGUAAACGGAAACCGGAACAUUGCCUCAGUUAUCAAAAAUACUACGUAGAAGAUUGCGCGUGUCGGUGUAAUAAUACCGAUGAAGAAGAUAAAUGUGAAUCACAUGAUAGGAAAAUAUGGAAUCCAGACACUUGCACGUGCAAGUGUCAAGAAGAAGAAGAUUGUGCUACUGGUUAUUUCUUCGAUGAAAAUACUUGUGAGUGUAUGGAUGAAACACUAACCACCAGACGACCUAUAAGCGAUGUCCCAAAAAGCAUAGCAGAAAAUGAGCGAAUUAAGCAAGAGCGUAAUAAGCUUAAAGUAAAACCAAUUUUAAAUUAGUCAAGUAUUGUGUAUCAUAUAAUUAAUAAUGUGAUAAGUUUAUUUAUUACUUAAAAUUAUUUAUUUUAGUCUUUAUUGAUAUUAUAUUUAAACAAGUGAUUUAAGUAUCAAAAUACUCUAUACUAAGUGUCAAAAACCUAUAACUCGCGGUUUUCCGAGUAACAAAUGCUUGGGUUUCAAAAAUAAAGUAUGCUUUCUCCACUCCGAGCGAAAAGUUUCAACUUUCGUCCCGCUGUGCUAAACAAAGUUGCUGGCUUCCGCCUUCGUCGAGAAGAAUAGAAUAUACGAAACAUUUUCGAAAGCAAGAAACGUUUUACAUCUUACAGUAAAUACUAAAGGGACUUCUGGCUUCUCUAAUUUCAAUUGGUUUUUACGUUCACGUGCCCUGGUGGAAAAAAUAUUUGAAGAAAGAAUAAGUCUUAAAAAUUCU
Messenger RNA from Chrysoperla carnea, 1484 nucleotides. RefSeq names its product vascular endothelial growth factor D-like. Gene Ontology annotation, cellular component: membrane. The transcript has 6 exons. Bases 92 to 1054 code for a protein of 320 amino acids. NCBI's taxonomy places the organism in Eukaryota, Metazoa, Arthropoda, Insecta, Neuroptera, Chrysopidae. The record is from RefSeq and is a predicted model, not a curated record. Gene Ontology annotation, biological process: positive regulation of cell population proliferation; positive regulation of protein autophosphorylation. Gene Ontology annotation, molecular function: growth factor activity; growth factor receptor binding.